AUGGAACGUGCCAUCAGGCUUUUCGCCAAUGAACAUAUACUCCUUAGCGACAUCGAUGCCACUGGCAAUGGUCGAGGCAACAAGACCCCCCUUGAUAUCAAUCUGUCCGCAGGCAAGCAGAGUAGUGUCCCCCUGGCAUUUUCAGAUGUCAAUUGGGGUGCGCACACCAGGUCCUACACGACAUCUAUCAAUCGCCUUCCAGACUUGGUCAUUCUCCGAAACUCAGAGCUCGCACAGGCCCUAGCAGUGAAGAGGCAUGGUACUCGGAUGGAUGUCAACGAAGAAUCUGAGGAUGAGCGAGCACUCAUUUGUUAG
Messenger RNA from Suillus paluster, 315 nucleotides. RefSeq lists its product as uncharacterized. The record is from RefSeq and is a predicted model, not a curated record. Lineage: Eukaryota; Fungi; Basidiomycota; Agaricomycetes; Boletales; Suillaceae. Bases 1 to 315 code for a protein of 104 amino acids. The transcript has a single exon.